AUGCCGGUUCCCGACCCGUCUUCUGCAGAGUUGGGCACUAGCCUCCCCUCGGCGGCACAAAUGGAGGAAGAUUUUGCAAUGGCGGCCGAAAGUAGUUCGGAGGACGAGGAGGAUAUUGUCAUGGCCGAGGCUGGCGAAGUACAAGGCGUUGAAGAAGACACUAAAGCGGCAACUGAACCCCCAGCGGCCCAGACCGUGGAGGAUGAAAGCAUAGGAGUGGAGAUCAAGCAGGAGACAAAGCCGGCAAUCAAGCAGGAAGGGAAGCCAGAAGUCAAGCUCGAGGAUUUGUUUGAGGGGCUGGACUCGGAUGAUGACGAGUUUAUCGCCCCCCCUCAGGGGCUAAUCGAGACCAAUGAUACUUCUUCCAUCGAGCUUCUCCGCAUCUAUUACCAGCGCUUUUUCCCCUGGCGGUACAUGUUCCAAUGGCUGAACCACAGCCCGAUCCCCUCGAACGACUUCAAACACCGCGAAUUCAGUUUGUGGCUCCACAACGACGCUGUGAUGCGGUACCAGUCAUACAAGACAUCAGAUAUGCUUCGCCAAGACGUAUUGCGACUGAUGCCGAGACGUAUCGAAAUCGGGCCUGUGUAUACAGCGGACCCGAGAGACCGCAAGACAUUCCGGAACUCGACCGCCUUUGUACCCAUGGCGAAGGAAUUAUGUUUUGAUAUCGAUCUAACAGAUUAUGACGACAUCCGGACGUGCUGCGAUAAGGCAAACAUUUGCAACAAAUGCUGGAAGUUUACGACCAUGGCCAUCAAGGUUCUCGACACGGCGUUACGCGAUGACUUUGGCUACAACCACAUCCUCUGGGUCUACUCUGGCCGUCGAGGUGUCCACGCUUGGGUCUGCGACAAGAAAGCUAGGGCCCUGAACGACCACCAAAGGAAAGCCCUUGCCUCCUACUUUGAGGUCGUGACCGGCAAGGAAGGUGGCAAGAAGGUUAACAUCCGUCGGCCGUUACACCCCCACCUUUCACGAAGCAUCGACAUUCUCAAAGACCACUUCCAAGAGGAUGUCCUAGAGGUUCAAGACCCCUGGCAGACCCCCGAGAAGGCGGACGCCCUCCUCCAACAGAUCCCGAACCUCCAACUCCGCGAAGCCUUGCGCAAGAAGUGGGAGUCCUCUCCCGGCCGCCCCUCCGUCUCCAAGUGGGCCGACAUCGACGUGCUAGCGCAGACGGACGGCGUCGCCGGACUCGACCCCAAGGACCUCCUGGACGCCAAGCAGGACAUCGUGCUCGAGCACACGUACCCGCGCCUCGAUAUCGCCGUGUCCCAGAAGCUGAACCAUCUGCUCAAGAGCCCCUUCGUCAUCCACCCGGGCACCGGCCGCGUCUGCGUGCCCAUCGACAGAAACGACCUCGACGGGUUCGACCCGCUGGACGUGCCGACCCUGCAGGGGCUGGUGGGGGAGGUCGAUGCCUGGACCGAGACCGAGGGGGCGGCGGCGGCUAUGGCGGCCGUGGAGGUGUCAGAGGGAAGUCAUCGUUUGUCACGGCGCUAA
Molecule: messenger RNA, 1506 nt
Organism: Chaetomium globosum CBS 148.51
Lineage: Eukaryota; Fungi; Ascomycota; Sordariomycetes; Sordariales; Chaetomiaceae
Exons: 5
Coding region: 1-1506 (501 amino acids)
Biological process (GO): DNA replication, synthesis of primer
Cellular component (GO): alpha DNA polymerase:primase complex
Source: RefSeq, a predicted model, not a curated record